Molecule: messenger RNA, 1287 nt
Organism: Dichotomopilus funicola
Lineage: Eukaryota; Fungi; Ascomycota; Sordariomycetes; Sordariales; Chaetomiaceae
Product: glycosyltransferase
Exons: 3
Coding region: 1-1287 (428 amino acids)
Source: RefSeq, a predicted model, not a curated record
AUGUCGGCCUCUACUUACAAAGCAGCGGCCAAAGGAUCCCUGCGCGUGUUUCUAGUUCAGACCGCGCAGGGCCUUGCGCCCUCGUCCGGCGGCUACAAAGCCAAUGUUCAUCUUCUCCGUACGCUUGCCGUUGGUGGUCAUUCGGCUUCCCAGCUUUGUUACGCCACGGAAGAUGAGAUCACAACCUUUUCCGAACGCGCCAUGAAAGCCGGCAUUGAUCCAAACCUCGACCCCAUGGAACUCGGCCAGGUCCAGGUCGGCAACGAGAGCAUCGAAAUUAGCGCCAAAGCGUUCACUGACGAGUACAGCCAUGGUAAUUUAACCGACCGCAUGAACACACUUGUCAAAUUUCUCUCCAAGAUCAUCAUUCGUCUUCAACCCACCCAUAUCAUCUUCAAUGACCCGCUCACCAUGAAGGUCACAGCUGUGCACCCUGCCCGCGAGACCUUCAAGCGCAUUAACAUCAUUCACACCGCCGAACAGAUCCCGUACGGGCCCUUUGUUGCCGGUGUUGAUGGCCAUUGCCUCUCUCCCGCCGCGGAGAAUGAGCUCCUGCGCGACCUCGACGGGAUCUGGGCCGUUUCCAAGGCUGUCAAGGACUACGCCUGGACCUACGGCAAGCUUGAAACCACUUUUCUGGUCCAUCCCAUCUCGACCUAUCUUGAUUCGGUCACCGGUGGGCUACCUCGCGUGCGCAACAAUGUCGACAAGACCGAAGUCGGCAUGAUCAACCCCUGCCCCCACAAGGGGCUUUCUAUUCUGCUCGCUCUUGCGCAGAGGUUCCCGCAGAUGGACUUUGUGGUGUGGAAGAGCUGGGGCUCCCGCCCUGAGCACAUUGCCCAGCUAGAGGCGUUCCCCAACAUCAAGAUUGAGCAAACCACCCGCAACACCGAUGAGAUUUGGGAUCGCAUCAAGGUUCUUCUCGCCCCUUCGCUCUGGCAUGAAGCCUGGGGAAUCGUCGUCACCGAGGCUCAGCUCCGCGGCAUCCCCGUCAUUGCCUCUAACGCCGGCGGCCUGCCCGAGGCCAAGAUUGGUCUUCCCUACUGCAUCCCGGUCAAGGAAGUCACUGGCGAGCGCCACCCCAACGGCGAUUACGUCGUCGCCGACCAAGACAUUGCCCCUUGGGCCGACGCUCUCACCAAGGUCAUGGGUAACAAGGAGGAGUACAACGCCCUUCAGGCCUUGACAGCCGACACUGCCGCCGCGUGGUUGAACCAGCUGGACUCCCAUGCCCAUGAGAGAUGGUUUUGCGAGAUGCUAGGCUUGGAGUUGGAAGCGGCCGAAUAA